This is a messenger RNA of Caenorhabditis auriculariae, 3447 nucleotides long. The record is from the annotation of a GenBank genome assembly. NCBI's taxonomy places the organism in Eukaryota, Metazoa, Nematoda, Chromadorea, Rhabditida, Rhabditidae.
AUGUUCAAAAAAUGGAAACACCUUCUGCUGCUCGUCAUGGGGGUAGCUACUGCUUCUUCUCUUUCCCAAGGUGCUUUUCUCCGAAGGGUUUUGAACUUUUCUUGCGAUUAUUUAAGAGUCAAGCUCAUUGGACGACAUAAAAAGAAAAAAAUCUGAAAAAGAUGUGAGUCUUUUUUUUUAAAUUUUUUCAUGAGAUCUUCUUUUCCAGGCUUUCAUGAGGAACUUAAUAGACUCGGAGCUUUCAAAACUGAUUGAAUGUAAGUUUUGGGGUUGUCAAUAUGUUUUUUUUUGUCGGUCCUCACUAAAAUUGUUACUUAAGCAGCCUUUUGCAGCUGCACUUCAGCAUGCAAAAAUCAUUAUAAAGCAAAAUUUUUGCAUCUUUGAAAAUAAAAACUCGAAAGGUUUCGAUCAUUCUGGCUGACGGGUGUCGACAAACGACCAGCUUAAUGGUAGUCGCCGUGUUUCGUCGUCCAAUUUAGUUCUGGGAAUUAAUCAAAGCUGUGGCAGGAAUGGAGGACAAGACAAUUCCUCAAAUGAAAGAAUUCAAGCAUUUCCGCAAUUUGGAAAAAGAUAUUUUUGCGCUCGGAAUCAACUAUUUAAAUGGAAAUUUAUCAGAACUUCAAAAUUCAGUUGAACCUUGGGAACGAGGACUUUUGUGGGGACUGGAACCGUCAACGGUCCAGCCUUCGGUUUCCAGAACGACGAUUGACGAGAUCGACCUGAACAGUCUGAGCGCUGGAGGAAAGGUUCGCCUUUCUCCUGUAUUUUAUGAUUCUCCCUCUCUUCAGUCAUUAUCACCACCUGGCAUGCAACCGCCCGAUGUGGCGGCACUUCGGAGACUGAUCAGCUCCGAACUGAAAGUAGUUUUAUUCUCGAGAGGCCACUAAACAAUGAUAAUCAUUUGAAGCCAUUAGCCACAGCUUCAAGAAGGCGUCAGCCCCUGAGUACGAAUUCGCGGGCAGCACACUCAAAGACUGUCGCCUUUGCAGCACCGACUUUUCAAACCCAAAUUUCGAAUCUGGAAGAGCUGUCCGGGGAAUCGCUCAAAUUCAAUUCGAGCGGUUCGUUUCGAGAAAACUGUUCGAAACGUCUUGCUGGGGGGCUUUCGAAGUCACAAAAGCCUCGAAUGAAGUAAAACAACACUGAAAACAGGCAUUUGCCUCUCUUGCAAAAUGAGCAUGUGCUUCUUUGCACACUAGGACAAGGAUUUUCGGACAGACCCAAAUAAGCUAACGCCAAUAAACCUGUUUCAGAAGAGCAGGACACGUUCGAUAAGAAAUCUUAUGAAAUGUCCGAAUUCUCUUUUGGUAAGUAAGAUUUUCAAAUAGAGCGAGGUAAAAAUUCUUGCAGAUUCUCCUGAAGUCAGCGAACUGCUGGCUUUGAAACGUGAGUGUUUGACUCGAAAUAAAUAUUUCUGAACUUGCGAUCCUUUUUAGCCAAACAACUGGGCUCUUUGAUAAGCAGCAGCAAAUUCGCCGGUAUCCCACUCGAGGACAACGUCAAUGAUGAAAUCAGAAUUCACAACAUUGGUGAAACUCAAAAAAGCUCGAAUGCACAAUAACCUCAAUUUUUGUCUAGAUUUCUCUAUACCCGACUUCCCUCCGUUUGCAUUCAGUGAAGACAGCACUAGCGCAGAAAUUCCGCAGCCAGCUCAGGUAUUCAUUUUUUAAAAGUUAUCUUUUCUCAGUUCUUUCUAGGCCUUCGUCAUGCCUUCGGAGUUUGGAUUGAAAGAACCAAAAAAAGUUUCAGAGAAGGUAAAAAACGGUUGAAAGAAUUUCGAAUAAAUGAACGAACUCAGGAAAAUACGUUCAAUAUUCCGAACGCCGUUCAAAAAAUGAAGAUGAUAGUGGACAUAACGGAUCAAAGAAUGACGGCUUCGAGCACAGCCUCGACCUCUGCUACGAGCUCAACAAUGUCUCUAACCUUGUCUCCAACCACACCGACACCCCAAGAAGUGACAAAGGUCCUCCUGAGUGGAACGACCUCAACAACCAUGAAGUUCAUUCGCAAAACGGAAACAACGCGCAUUCCUGUUUCUGUCACCUCAAAAAUGACUGGCGGCUCAAAGCCUUUCACAAAGCUUGCUACUCGGAAAAUUAACACGACUUCUACGACUGUCAAUGCAAAGACAUUCGCCACCCCCGACCCGUCAAAAGAUUUUUCGACAGUAGAGCCACCCCUGCCGAUGGUUGAGAAGCUGAAUAUCCGACCUAUCGAAGACGCCACCAAGAGCACUAGCGUCAAGUCGAAUCUUGUCGACGAGGCAACAAGAACUACACGUCUGACACGUAUCCGUAUCCCAGUCGACCAUUCUGAAAUCCGAGGUCAGGAAAUUUCUAAAAGCAAUAGUUUUUGAAAUAGUAGAACAAAAAGGCUGGAAUAUAUAAAUACUCAACCGACUUCACAUCGGCUUCUUUUUACUCAAGAAACCUCAAGAAAAAUCAAGAUUAUUUGAAAGAGAUUCACGCUAGAAGAAAAAAAAAGGUAGUUCAGAGUUGUAGCAAAGUAGCUCUUUUCAAAAAAAAAAAUGAAGCAACCCUCUCCACACCCAGAAAGUUGAUACAGGCCGAGACGAAAAGAGCGCCAUGACCCAAGAGAUGCUCGAAAUGCUCGGAGACAAGAUCGAAGGCAUAGACCAGCACAUGAUGCGAACUGGUCCCGUCGGCCGCACCCGACGUCUCCGCUUGGGCUCUGUCAGCAGCGAGGCCAAAACCCCAGGCUUCAGUCGACAUCGUCCGAACAUUCCAACCGAGAAGCCACGCCAACGACAACUGAAGAAAACGGAGAAAGAGCCAAACUUGCAUGGAGAAAUGCCGUUCCGGCGGGCCGUCUCUGAGCUGCCGAACCUCCCGAGAUACGGUGCAAAGCGGAGGACAAAGUCUUCCAGCGGCGGUUUCAGUAAGAAAAUCGAUUUGACGUUUGACCCAUCCCCGUAUAUCAAAACAACACUUUUUCCUCAAAACGGAUCUUUGUUCCGGUUGAAAAUCACUCGAGCAGAGUCGACUACUGAAAAGCAGGAUACAAGUACAAACACGUGAGUUUGUCCUCGGAGAACGAAGACCAUUUUGAAAGUGUUCAGAAGCGACAAGGCGGUGAACAGAAUAAGCGAGGACACCAUCAGCACUCUGAGAUCUUCUCUCCGGAAACUAAGAGAGUCACGGCGUCGGGUUCGAAGUCGAACGUCGCCACGCAGCAAGAACCGUGGAAACAACCUCCCAAAAGUAAGGCUCUUCCAAUGUUUAUACCCUCAAACGAUUCGAAACAUCCUUUUCUACUUUGAGCAAGUAAUAUUGAUGGAAAAAAAUCUUUAAAAAAAAAUCCUAAAUCUUUUUUCUAUAUAUUUUUUCUCACCUUCUGAACUUUCAGACAAAGAAAUCGUCGUCUAAACACCGUCGGAGGCAUAGCCCGGCAUCGCCAAAAGCUUUUUCGAAAGAGAAGCAAACUUGA